Histoplasma mississippiense is the source of this 480-nucleotide messenger RNA. RefSeq lists its product as hypothetical. NCBI's taxonomy places the organism in Eukaryota, Fungi, Ascomycota, Eurotiomycetes, Onygenales, Ajellomycetaceae. The coding region runs from base 1 to 480 and encodes 159 amino acids. The record is from RefSeq and is a predicted model, not a curated record. The transcript has 3 exons.
AUGGGCAAGAUGAUCAAUCCGAUAAAGGCUUGGCUGACACCUGUAUUUUCAACGAGGUAUUCGAUGCUAUGGACGAGCAACUCUGCGCAGACCGCAACGAGGCCAGUGGACACCACUAGGAGAGUGACAGAAGCUGUGCAGGACAAGCGAAACGAUCCUUUAGUCUCGGUUUCAAGCCCGUUGGGAUUCUGGGAUGGAGUCAUGCGGGAUUUGCAAGCGGCCAGGAAGCGAAUUCGCACGCCUCAGACUACAUUCAUUGUCAUGGGAACUGCGCUGGCUGCCGGAGGGACUCAUGGAAGGAGAUUGUGUGGAGCGCAAUUGUGGCCUGUUUGUAAAAACUCGCGGAAGAACCGGGCGGGUAGACAGGCUGCGUACAGCGAACGGUCGUCUUGUAGUUGCUGGCUCGGCAAAAUUGGCGAUAUCAGCGACAAAGUUAACCUGCCUUCUGACCCGCAAAAUCCCGAGAAAUGGGUUGGGUAA